UUGAAAAGUCAGAGAAGUGCCAUGUGGACAAGUUAACACACUCUGACACGCUAAACUGAAACAUUUUGUAACAACUGCAGCCGACAAUGAGUCUUUUACCUCGCACUGCCGAGGAGUUCAGCUCGGCAGAGUACUGGGAGAGGUUUUUUAAAAAGCGCGGGGAGAAGGCUUUUGAGUGGUAUGGAGACUACAACAAACUCUGCGGCGUGCUGCAUAAAUACAUCAAAGUCCAAGAUAAGGUGUUGGUGGUGGGUUGUGGUAACUCUGAGCUGAGUGAACAGAUGUAUGAUGUUGGCUACAAACAUCUAACUAAUAUUGACAUCAGUGAGACUGUGGUGACUCACAUGAACCAGAGGAACGCUGAGCGCCGGCCAGGCCUGACCUUCCAGCAGGUGGAUGCUACACAAACUCCAUAUGAGGAGGCCAGCUUCAAGGCUGCUCUGGACAAGGGCACGCUGGAUGCCAUGGCAUCAGAAGAAGAAGGAGCACUGGCCAGAAACAUGCUAACUGAGGUGGGCCGUGUCCUAAGUGUCGGUGGCCGGUAUGUCUGCGUGACGCUGGCUCAGGAGAGUGUGAUCAAGUUAGCUGUGGAGCUCUUUGUUGAGCUGGGGUGGGCUGUUAGGCUCCACUGCCUGCAGGAAGAAACCGGGAAAGAAGAAGACUCCUUUGCUCUGCCUGUAUUUGUUCUGGUCUGCACCAAGUUUCGCCAGCCGAUGCCCACGCCCAUUCUGGAGAUGUGUCUCGGGGAAGAUGGAGCCCCUACUCGUCUCACAAAGGUAGCAGAGUUGUUGUCGACUGUGAGGGAGCAUCAGGCUUACUCUGUCCUGAAAAAGAGGCUCCGUACAAGCACAGACGCCACCUCCAACCUCUCGCUCACUCUCUGCCACGCCAACACUGGCCUCCCCAGAUACACUCUCACAGUACAGGACUGUCCUCCAGGUGCCAAGGUGCCAAGAUCAAACCAGUUUGCCAUUUUUAUAGUUCCUCAAGGCAGUGAGACUGCUUGGCUCUACAGCUCCAGUGAGGGGCGAAGGCAGCUGGCAGCCAGCGCUAACUUCCGGCGCCUUGUCGUUGUGGCAAUGCACAGGAAUCAGGAGUACACAGACAUGCAGGGUGUCCAGUCAGAACUGUCACCAAUGGUGAUGGACCUGGCUCCCCCGGGUAUGCCAGCCAACCAGCAGGUGCCGUUUUUAUCAGUUGGAGGUGACCUGGGUUGGCGAGAGGAGGUCAGCAGGGGUGUGAGUGAGCUGAGCGGGGAGUACUGUGUGGAGAACGUCAAAGGAGAAGAUGGAGAACUUUAUCGGAGACUCGUUUUCCUGUCCAAUGCUGCCCUCGUCCAAUCAGAGAGCCGUCUAGUCGCUUUAAAUACUGCGUCAGGUCACAAGAAGAAAAACAAAAAGAAGGUCAAGCCGACAGCUGCUCCAGCAACAUCCUCCACCUCUCUGUCAGUGGACAGUGGCUUCCUCUGCUGCGCUCACCAUGAAGUUAUGGUGGCGGGCCUUACCAUGCUGGGAGUGGGCACGCCACAGAACAAAGACGUCCCAGUGUCAGUGCUGCUGGUGGGGCUUGGUGGAGGAGGCCUGCCUCAGUUCCUACGGGACUUUGUGCCCAAUGUUUUUGUUGAGGUUGUAGAGCUAGACCCUGUCGUGAUGCAAGUGGCAAAGGAAUGGUUCGGGUUCAGACCAGAUGAUCGUUUGACUGUCACUGUUGGGGACGGCCUCAAACGCAUCUGUGCCUUAGAGAAAGAAGGAGGUCAGUUGUUUGAUGUCAUCAUGUUCGAUGUGGACAAUAAAGAUAGUUCUGUGGGCAUGAGCUGUCCACCUGCUGCCUUUGUAGAGUCCCCCAUCCUGCAGAAAGUCUGCAGCCUGCUAACACCCAGAGGUGUAUUCCUACUGAACCUUGUGUGUCGUGACUCCGUCUUGAGGAAAAGUGUGUUGGAGCGUGUGAGCGCCGUGUUUCCCACCAUCCUCUCUAGAAAGAUUGAAGGAGAGGUCAACGAGGUCCUUCUGUGCUCCCGGGGAGAAAAAGAGACAACGGACCCCGCUCGCAUCCUUCCAUCUCUGAGCGAAGCAGGCAAAAGUCUACAAAGCGCACUGAGCUCUAACAGGACUGGAAGCAACAGCAGCCCACAUAUAGACAUUGCAGAGUUGUUAAAAGAUCUAAAAGUAGCGUAAACUUUGUUUGAGACCAGAGGAGAUGGGAUUUAAUCAUGUGUCAAGACCGUUUGAGAAAAUAUGGUGAAGAUACUGAAAUAUAACAGUGUUUUGACAUUGCCAAUCAGUGCAAUUUAAUAAAAAGUAUUAUGUAUAACAUAAUGUUAUAAGGACAUUUUCUCUUUAAGGGACAGUUUGCCUUGAAAUCAAAAAUACAUAUUUUUAUUAUAUAUUUUUUAUUUUAAGUAGUUUCCUUGGGCAAAAUAAAAAAAAAGCUCUAAAUACUUCUAUUAUAGUGGAUAUGUAUACAUUUAUUAUUAUUUAUGGUGGUAAUAGAUGCAUUUUUGCUUUUUAAAGUUGUUUCUGGAUUGUUUUUAAGGAACGGGAAUUUUUUUGGAGAAGUUUUAUAUUAUCAUGUGUGCACAUGUCCCGGGACAGCUGAUGAUCAAUCUAUAUUUUUUUUUUUGUGUGUAAGCUGCCAGGUGUUGGAGAUAUCGGCCAUAGAGCCACCUGCCUUCUCAAAAAGUUUUACUUGUACUUCCUUCAUUAAACUGCACACCACAAUGUCUGGGAAUUAUUGAUGCAUGAUUCCUUGAAAGAGACAUUGUUGGGGUUUUUUGCACUUUGAGCACCAAAAACCUAGUGCCAUAUAGUUUCAUUAUAUUCAAGGGGGGGAAAAAGGAAGACGAAGACGGCCGAUAUCUUUAACACUGCAAUUAACUCCAAGGCUAUAUAGAUUAAUAAAUAGCACUACAGGUAUGAGAUAUAAAUUUUUGAUUUUGGGGUGAACUGUCCCUUUAAUGUGCUGCCUCUCCAAAAUCCUGUUGGAUAG
Molecule: messenger RNA, 2985 nt
Organism: Centropristis striata (black sea bass)
Lineage: Eukaryota; Metazoa; Chordata; Actinopteri; Perciformes; Serranidae
Gene: mettl13
Product: methyltransferase 13, eEF1A lysine and N-terminal methyltransferase
Exons: 9
Coding region: 87-2174 (695 amino acids)
Source: RefSeq, a predicted model, not a curated record